GGCGGGGCGGGGCCGGGCGGGGCGAUGAGCGGCGGCGGCGGCCGGGGGCAGCGCGGGGGCUCGGGGGCGCGGCGCGGAGCGCCCCCGGGGCCGUGGAGGCAGCAGAAGCUGGUGCAGAUCCACGAGGCGCUGAGCAGCGACCCGGUGGGCGUGGAGCGCCUGCGCGCCGCGGCCGCCAGCCCAGGGGGGCUGCUCACGGACGAGCUGCGCCGCCGCGUCUGGCCCAAGCUGCUGGGCGUCAACGCCUACGACCUGCCCCCCAAGCCAGGCCGGGCCGCGUGCCGGGACCACAAGGACUACGGGCAGGUGCUGCUGGACGUGAGACGCUCCACGUGCCGCUUCCCCGCUGGCAUGCGGGCUGAGCAGCGGCAGGUGCUGCAGGAGCAGCUGGUGGACGUGAUCGUGGCGCUGCUGAGCGCCCACCCCGAGCUGCACUACUACCAGGGCUACCACGACGUGGCCGUCACCCUGCUGCUGACCGUGGGCGCGCGCAUGGGCCUGGCGCUGCUGGAGCGUCUCUCCACCCACCACCUCCGGGACUUCAUGGACCCCACCAUGGACAGCACCAAGCACAUUCUGAACUAUCUCAUGCCCCUCCUGCAGCGCGAGAGCCCUCGGCUCCACGACUUCAUGCUGAGGGCGGAGGUGGGCACCAUCUUCGCGCUGAGCUGGCUCAUCACCUGGUACGGCCACGUGCUCACCGACGUGCGCCACGUCCUGCGCCUCUACGACCUCUUCCUGGCCUCGCACCCGCUCAUGCCCGUCUACCUGGCUGCCGCAAUUGUCCUGCACCGCGAGGAGGAGGUGCUGACUUGCUCCUGCGACAUGCCCAGCGUGCACCAGCUUCUGGCCCGGCUGCCCCCCGACCUGCCCUUCGAGCGCCUCGUUGCCCGGGCCCAGGACCUUUUCCGCUGCCACCCCCACGCCGAGCUGGCCAAGCAAGCGGCUCUGCAGCACCACAAAAGCAUCUCCAUCGGCUCCUUCUCGGCGCUGCAGCUGGCCGCAUCCUGCCAGCGCCCGGACACCGUGCUACGCCAGCUGCAGCAGGACAGCAGCACCGCGCCCGGUGUCCCCAUGCCUGCCGGCAGGCACCACCCCCUGGUGAAGGCGGCCGUGUGGGGGCUCUCGGCCACGCUGGGCGCUGCGGCCCUGGCCGUCACCCAGACCGCGCUGGAGUGGGCGCCCGAGUUCCUGUUGCAGCUCUUCUAGUGCCCGACUUGCCCCCUGGGGUGACACCUUGGACUGCCCAGGGGAGCACGAGGCCUUUCCUGCCCCAGGGCUGUGGCCUGCCCACCAUGGGAGCCCCCAGACCCUCCUUGGGGUGCCCGUGGUGCCGCCCUCCCUCAGGCUCCCUUGGGCACCCCGAGGAGGGGUCUGGGGGCACCUGUGAUGCGGCCCUCCCUCAGGCUCCUGGCCUGUCUGGCACCGGUUCAGCCCCAUUGCCGGCAGCUAUGAAAUAAAGACCGGGUGUUUUCUAGUUAA
Alligator mississippiensis (American alligator) is the source of this 1482-nucleotide messenger RNA. Its product is annotated as TBC1 domain family member 20. Bases 25 to 1209 code for a protein of 394 amino acids. The transcript is spliced from 8 exons. NCBI's taxonomy places the organism in Eukaryota, Metazoa, Chordata, Crocodylia, Alligatoridae. Gene Ontology annotation, biological process: endoplasmic reticulum to Golgi vesicle-mediated transport; positive regulation of GTPase activity. Gene Ontology annotation, molecular function: GTPase activator activity. The record is from RefSeq and is a predicted model, not a curated record. Gene Ontology annotation, cellular component: endoplasmic reticulum membrane.